AUGUCUGAUACAACAUGUAAUUACAAUAAAGUACAUGGAGUUUUUAAUCGACAAGAAAUCAGGAUGUUGGCUCAAGCAUUAGCAUUACCAGAAGCACGUAUUGAUGAUCGACUAAAUAAACUUGGCAUUGGAGAAACAAUUCAAACCACAGAACUGUUAGAUUUAAUUGAAAAAGGUGUAUUUAUCAUCGAUUUUAAUUACAUGUACAACGCUCGAUGUGGUCGAUAUAAUAGUGUUGUGUUCGUUAAAGCUCUUCAAUUGAUUGAUUCACAUUUAUUUAGCUUUAAUGAAAUAUUCAAAGCUCGUCUUGCUUUUAACAUAUAUGAAAUAAAUGUAUCAAGCAAUUAUAAGAAAAAUUUCGAAUUGAUUUUACAAAGUAUUAAAUUUUGUGAUUGUCAUAUAAGUAUUUUGAAACUUGAGCGACGUUUACUUCAUUAUGGUUUAAACAGUUCAAGAAUAUUACACUUAUCUGAAUAUUUUGAUCUGUUAUUGAUUUGUCAUCGUGACAACAAUAAUAAUAGUUCAAAAUCAUUCUCAACUAAAACUAUCGAUGUAGCCGAUCCAAAACCUAUUGAUCAACAAAUGAUGGAAGAAUUAGAUAAAAACUAUUUACGAGAUGAACGUAAUUGGUUUUUUCAAGAAAGAUUUCAUAAGCAAAAAAUGACGGAAAAUCCUGUAUGGCCAGCAAAAAUUGCUCACCAAUAUCAAACAAAUAUAGCUGCUAUAAGAAAAGCUCAAAUCCAAAGAGCAUUAUCAACAAGUAUUUCGUCGUUGAAGUUAACUCGAACGGGUAGUAGUUGUUCAUCUCGAUCACGUAUAAUAUCUUCAAGUCUUCGUCAAUCUGCGCCCGUAUCGUUUUGUUCAUCUACAUCGUUUACAACAAGAGUUACUCCAAGUAGAACUUGUUCUCGGUCACAAUCAACUCAAUCGGUAAGAGAAGAAAUUGAAACAAUACCAAGUGAUACGAAAUCCACUGAAAUAAAACCCAACAAUAUUUCAAAUCGUAUGAAACAAUUAGAAUGUGACUCGGCAUUUCUAACAAUUAAAUAUGCAUUAUAUCGAGAAGAUUACAUGAAUGAACUUCUUCCCGAUGGAUAUACGAAACCAUUAAUAAUUCCCAAACCAAUUGAACGGCGUCUUAAAAAAUCUAGAUCAUCAGUUCAUUGGGCACGUCGUGCUAAUUUUACAUAA
Messenger RNA from Rotaria socialis, 1191 nucleotides. NCBI's taxonomy places the organism in Eukaryota, Metazoa, Rotifera, Eurotatoria, Philodinida, Philodinidae. The record is from the annotation of a GenBank genome assembly.